This is a messenger RNA of Aspergillus ruber CBS 135680, 726 nucleotides long. RefSeq names its product DUF858 domain protein. Gene Ontology annotation, molecular function: N-terminal protein N-methyltransferase activity. Gene Ontology annotation, biological process: N-terminal protein amino acid methylation. The transcript has a single exon. NCBI's taxonomy places the organism in Eukaryota, Fungi, Ascomycota, Eurotiomycetes, Eurotiales, Aspergillaceae. Gene Ontology annotation, cellular component: cytoplasm. Bases 1 to 726 code for a protein of 241 amino acids. The record is from RefSeq and is a predicted model, not a curated record.
AUGUCCGACACCAUGUCCAACACAACCGCAACCCCCGAUUCCCUCAUCAACCGCGAUGCCUCGAUAAAAUACUGGAACAACAUGCCCGCAACCGCAGGCGGCAUGCUCGCCAUGCUCGGCUCAUAUCCCUGGUAUACCCGCAUUGACCUCCGCGGCUCUAAAGCCUUCCUCGCUAAAGCCCGUCGCUUGGUACCCGGCUGCUCAACAGAGGGCAAGAUGAAGCAAGCUGUUGACUGCGGUGCGGGAGUCGGGCGCGUGACGGAGGGGUUUCUCAGCCAUGUGUGCGAGGGGGUUGAUGCGGUGGAGCCGGUGGGCAAGUUCACAGACGUCAUACACGAGAGCCAAUUAAAGAAGGAUGGUGUUGUGGGUGAUAUAUACACAAUGGGUAUUGAGGAUUGGUAUCCGGAGAAGAAAUAUGAUUUAAUCUGGACGCAGUGGUGUGUGGGACAUUUGACUGAUGUGCAGUUGGUUGAUUAUAUCGUGCGGUGUCGGGAGGCAUUAAAUGAGACGGGAAUUCUGGUGUUGAAGGAGAACUUGUCGACGGAUCUGGAUGGGGUGGAUAUGUACGAUGAUGAGGAUAGCAGCGUGACGAGGACGGAUGAGAAGUUUAGGAAGAUUUUCAAGGAGACUGGGAUGAAUGUCAUCUUGUCCGAGAUUCAAGGUGGCAUUCCGAAGACGAUGAAACUGCUGCCGGUUAGGAUGUAUGCUUUGCGGCCGAUGAAUUGA